Messenger RNA from Phragmites australis (common reed), 2003 nucleotides. RefSeq names its product probable transcription factor At3g04930. Bases 312 to 1460 code for a protein of 382 amino acids. Lineage: Eukaryota; Viridiplantae; Streptophyta; Magnoliopsida; Poales; Poaceae. The transcript has a single exon. The record is from RefSeq and is a predicted model, not a curated record. Gene Ontology annotation, cellular component: nucleus. Gene Ontology annotation, biological process: regulation of DNA-templated transcription.
AUUGUAGAGGUACGAAAAUGCAACAACUCCAAACUGAACUGUGAUUUGCAACUUAAUAAGGGCAAACAUGUAAUACCAAAAUUUUAGAGGUACGAAAAUGGAACAACUCCAAACUAAACACUGAUUUGCAACUUAAUAAGGGCAAACAUGUAAUGUCAAAAUUUUAGAGGUACGAAAAUGGAACAGCUCCAACGAUUUGCGGCGACCCCCAAAAUGGGGAAAACCCAAGAUAAUCCAAACCCCCGUCGAUCCCAAUUCCCACAAAUCCCGCAUCUGGACCCUAAUCCCUAUCAAAUCCCAUCUCUGAUCCAAUGCUUCCUACCGGCGACGACCCGUCGGUCGCCGCCGCCGCCGGCAUCUCCUUCCCCGCGGAAGGCGGCGGCGGCGACUCCGAAGACGGCGACUUCCCCGACGCUCACCUCCUCGACCCCUCCGAUCCGGGCCUCCCCAACCCCACCUCUUCCUCUGCCACCGCCCUGCCCCGUGCCGUCCCGGCGGGCGGCAGCGGCGGUUGCCCGGUCACCUCCGGCAAUGGCAGCGAGCGGCGGCCCCUCUUCCAGCGCCUCUGGACCGAGGAGGACGAGAUCGUGAUCCUCCGCGGCUUCGCGGAAUUCACCGCCGCGCGCGGCACGGCGUUCGCGUCACACCAGUACGACACCGACCCGUUCUACGAUGACAUGCGCCGCCGCCUCCAGCUCGACUUCUCCAAGAGCCAGCUCGUCGAGAAGCUCCGCCGCCUCAAGCGCAAGUACCGCAAUUGCGUCGCUCGCCUCCGCGACUCUGGCGUCACCUUCUCCUUCCGCUCUCCGCACGAGCAGGCCAUCUUCGAGAUAGCACGCAACAUCUGGCGCCCUGCAAAUAAGCACGGCCGUGAUCCCUCGGCUGACUCUGACGAUGAAGACGUUGUCGCCACUUCUGCAGCAGCACCUGCCGCCACUCCCGUACCUGCGAACACCAGCCCCAAUGGGGAAGUCAAGUCUCCCUCAGGGCGGCAGCGUCGCCGUAGGCGUGCGACGGAAGUUGGCGCUGGCGCUGGCACUGCCCAUGCCACCAACAUGGUGCAGCCCCCUCAGCCAGUGCAAUUGCCUGUAUCAGUGCCUGUCAAGAUGGAUGACUCCCUCCCUGCACUUCCUCAGACUCCAAUGCCAGUGACGGUGACCAUGGAUGGCUCAGAGCCUCUCAGGUUGCCGGUCAUGUCACCUCAAUCAGGUGUUCUGGAUGCUGAGAAGAGUUGCCUGACUCCUCUAUUUAAGGAGAUGAUACAUGCAGUGAUAAAUGUCGGAGCAAACCCCUUUGGUUCAAAACUGCCUGAGCCACCGCUUGGAUUGCCCAUGGAAGGGGGAAAAUGGAGGAAGCAGCGGAUUUUGGAGCUGGAGGUGUACUUGAAGAGGAUCGAGCUGCUGCAGGACCAGGUGAAUGCCACGCUCGAGGAGCUCAAGUCCUCCACACCUGGGACUUGAUGUGUGAUAAGACGAGAAGGUCUCUCUCAUUUUAGGGUUCUUGGUAUAAUUCUUAGUGUAGGUGCUUAGGUAUUUCUGCACAUUUCCGUCUAUAAAAGGAUAUUGUUAACUGGGUUGGGGCUUGGAACUAGUUUGUUUAUGGUUCUAAUUGCUCAGUGAUGUCAGCUGCCAUUCUGAUCGUCUCUUUUACUCUAUAGAAAGAUGAACACUUGCAAAUAAUUUAUCAAAAUUACGGAUUAUUGUUAUUUGCCUUGGUUUCCUUUCCCCUUUUUGUGUGUGUUGUCAUCAAGUUAUAUGAUUAUAUUAAACAGAUUAGAUUGUGUUACAGUACUGAUGAAUGAUGAUGAAUAGUCAUGUUUGGAAAGGUCAUGGAAUUCAUAUAGAGUAAAAGAGGCUGUAUGGAACAGCUUGAGAAAGGCAAUAGGGAUAUACCAAAUAGGUGACAGUUCGAUUUGUGUUGAUCAUGGCUAUGGUUCUUUUUUGUAAACAUGCAAACUUACCAUGUUAAAUCUGCAUGCAAUAAAUGGUUAGUAUUCUGUCCAA